Messenger RNA from Lytechinus pictus (painted urchin), 9235 nucleotides. RefSeq names its product forkhead box protein J3-like. Gene Ontology annotation, cellular component: nucleus. The transcript is spliced from 4 exons. Lineage: Eukaryota; Metazoa; Echinodermata; Echinoidea; Temnopleuroida; Toxopneustidae. The annotation marks the transcript as partial. Gene Ontology annotation, molecular function: DNA-binding transcription factor activity, RNA polymerase II-specific; RNA polymerase II cis-regulatory region sequence-specific DNA binding. The record is from RefSeq and is a predicted model, not a curated record. Gene Ontology annotation, biological process: regulation of transcription by RNA polymerase II.
GUAGAUGUUGGUGACAUCAUCACACAGUACAAGCUUCAACUGGAGCAAUCAAACUCAUCACAUUCGUUGGGUCAUCAACAGGGUGCCUUCAACAGCUCACAAGGUAGUCUCUCCUCGCUCAACAACAAUCAACAACAACAACUAAACCAGCAACAGCAGCAACAGGUCUUACAACAAUCACAACAGCAAGCUCUUCAACUAUCAUUAGGAAAUUCAGAUUGGUUGAAUAACCUUGACCUUCUGAAAGAGAGUGUACGUGUUGCGAGUAGCUACAACUUUUCAGAUUUAGAUUUAUCACAAUUUGCAGGUCUCAUGGAGAGUAUGAAGCAAGCUGACUCCAAGAACUGGUCAUUGCAGCCUGAGCAGUUUGCUGAUCUAGCAGAGUCGCUAAGUAACUUCUUCCAGCAAACGGGUGUAGCUGGGUAUCUCAACACAAGUCGGGGUAGUGGCGGAGGAAGCGCAUUCAGUGACAGUCCUCAUAGCAGCAUCUCUAACUCAACAACAGGAGGUGGUGGUUUCCUAAUGGGUUCACCGCCCCUCCUUAGCCCAAACAGCAGCCACCAAUCCCUAGGUGUUCCUUCACCGAUCAUGGGUCACAACCUUAGCCCAACCAUGGUCCCUCAACCUCACCAAGGGUCAUCGCCAAACAUGCAACGGGUAGUCCAUCACCAGAGCGUGCUGCCACGGCGCACCACCGACUUCCCCGAUGAUGACAUUGAGGAUAAUUUCCCGUGGGACACAAUCGCAUAGCCCUAUCCUGGGCAUUGACUGAGACAAGAACUCCCCUGUUUUCCUUGGUGUUCAGGGCCUGGGUGGGUUCCUUAGGCAAGGUAGAGCCGGAUGUUUUGAGCGUUCUUGGUAUGUCUACCGUUCCUCUGCCGCUUGUGGAGCCUGUGUGUGUUCCUAGGGCAAGGGAGAGCAGGAUGCUUUCAGCAUUCUGGGUACAUCCACCUAUCCUGUCUGCCGCUUUUGGAGGCUGUGUUAGAUCCGCUGUUAGGCAACUCCAGGGAUGUAGUCCGAACCGCAAGUGCUCUGAGGAAGACCUCAUCAAAGAAAGCUUGAGUGCACAUCUAUCUGUCUGGAAACAUCAACGACAGCAUCAAAGGGUUGUGCCUGCGUGUAGUGUUAAGGAACACGUCAACGGCGUGCUGCAAUCGCUUCAGUGUCGAGUGUCACAACAAAAUUCAUCCAUGUCUAUCCAAAGAAAACCUGUUAUGUAAGAGAGAAAAGGAAUCUGGUAAAUUCGACGUUUGAAAGGACACCAGAUGAUGCAGUUGCAACCUUGCGAGAACCGCUUUCAAGCAAAUGAGAAUGUGCAGUGUACUUUGAAAGACCACCUGUGUAAAUCAUGUCGAGUCUUUCUCAAGAAGUCACAUGACAGAGAUGGGGAAAACAAAUGUUAUGCUGCUCCAGGUUGGGAUAGUAUCUCCAGAAGACAUGUGUUGUAGCAAAUAUGUAAGAUGGUGAUUGCUCUGAAGAAUGGCCAAGGAAUUGUGUACUUUACAAGGGUGUAAAAGUGGAGGAGUGAUAUCUAUUAUCGAUGAUCACCCAUUAUAUAGCACAAGUGAACAACGAUCCUUCACUUUUUAAGGCUCUUUGUUUGGCUAAUUCUGACAGGCACCUCCCUAAUUUUCAACAUUUUUAAGAAGGAUUUCAGAGAUGGUAGAUAGAUAUGAAUCAUUGCUGCAUGAUGAGUUUAAUGAAUGUUAUUUUUAAUACAAAUGGCAAAAUGCCAGGUAAAUUGAACCAAGAAUAAUAAUUUAAUAAAAAAAGAUGUAGUCCCAAGCUUCAUCCUCUUUCUUUAAUGUUUAUCAUCAAAGAAAAUGGAAACCGAUGGGAAAAGCAAUAGUGAUUGCCUGGGAUAAUUUUUAUCUAUUUGUGUUAUGAGAAUAUUUUUAUGGUCAACACUCUCUCGCCAGUUAUGUUGUACAGGUGUGGAUAUGUACAUAGACAAACAGCUAUAUAUUUGUGAUACUUGGGUGAGUGUGUGUGUGAGAGUGUGAAUGGCAAUACACCCAAAACUGUGCUGGUUCUGUUUCUAUGGUUUCUCUCAAAUCUCUUUAUCUUUCUCAAAUAUGCUAUUCUUGUAGGCUGGUCUAAAGUAGGAUGAGGAAAAGGCACGCUUUUGAAUAACGCGAAGCAAAUUCACUGGUACUUUGUCUGGACAAACAACCGUCCACCCAUUAUACAACUGGGCAUACUAUUGAAAUGACCCUACCUUAUUGAAAUUACCAGAGUUUAUUUUUUUCCUUGACACAUUCUGUACAUCCAAUAGACUAUUCUCAGCCGAUCUGGAUUAAUAUUUCAGUUUGCCAGUAGCAGCUAGUUUUGUGUUCAUAGUACGUAUUUUUGUUCGUGAAUACCUCUUUUAAUAAAAUAGAUUCAUUAUCUUUUGAGAAUUUUUAGGAGAUUGAGUGCAUUAGCUUCCAUGCUAUCUUGCACUGAUUUGGUGGGGUAAAUCUACAUCUGUUUUGUUUGAACGAAGAAGAGUUUAUCCCCACUGGAACAAAGUGACACUUUGCUGUGUACAUUUUCAUUCAAUUUUAUACAUGAAAUAUUUAAAUGGGACUUGCAUAAUUGCCAAUCAUACAGUAAAUAGGAAUAUCAUUGCAUGAUGCAUGCUCAUAUCUAUUGCAAUAUAUCAAUCAUUGAAUUUUGCUCCUUUGGAGGUUAUCAAUUUCAUUUGAUCAAUUUCAAUUUUAAAAGGAUUUUUGAUAUGAUAAUGAUAUUUCAAUUUUAUAAUUCAUUAUUUGCAUUUUUUGGAUAACCAGUCAUUUAUGAGUAUUUACUACUCGAAUUCAAAUCAUGUUUUAUUUGGUACAGUUUGAUUUUUCAAUCUUAAUAAGUUAUUCCUCUUGUGAAUUCUAAAUUAAACUCAGAGCAUUGUUUGUGAAUUUUUAAACAGCCAUUGACAUGUAGUGUUAUUAAACAGGGUUAGUAAAGCUUGUAGGAGUUAUAUACCAGUUCAAUAUCUCUCUUUCUUCUUUGGGCAUUCUUUAACACUGAUGGGGUAAAUACCGCUCAUCACCAAUUGCAUUUGUUUCACACUUUUUAAGUUCGGUAACAUAUUUCUUUUAAAAACAUAAGACUAGAGUCACAGGAAAAAAAGGUGAAAUGCCACAGUCACACACGAGUCCAAACCAACCAAUGGUAUGUCAUUGGAAAUAACGUUAUAGAUUUGGUCAAUUUGGAGUUGAUUUCACUGUUUAUUUCCAAUUUGUCUAAUGCCAAUUCGUCCAAUUGCCAACUCGUCUACUACCAUUUAGUCUAUCAUCAGUUCAUCCACUCACCACAUGGUCUACUUUCAUUUAGUCUAAUGCCAUUCUGUCUAAUAGCCAGUUGGUCCAAUAGCCAUUUAGUCCAUAUACCAUUUGGUCUAAUUAAACUUAAGUGUUAAUUAUUCAAAAUGAAUUAAAAAGUAAAUGGGUAUUAGACCAACUGGUUAUAAGACGAAAUAGUGAUUAGACGAAGUGAUAAUUGGACCAAAUGGUUAUUGGACCAAAUGGUUAUUAGAAAAAUAUUGAUGGACGUAAUGGCAUUAGACUAAAUGAAAGUAGACCAUGCGGUGAGUGGACGUAAAGGCAAUUAACCGAUUUCACUGAUGUGACUGAGUCCGCAGUGUGGAAUAGCACCAAAUUCUGUAAUAAUAGUCUUUCUUGCAAAACUUGAUAUUGUAGUUUUGUAUUAAUAAUGAAUGUAAGUGACCUUUUUUAUAAGAAAUGUUUCAGGUUAUCCUUCGCCUUUUUUUAAGUGACAAUUUUGAUGGACAGUGAAGACAGAGACCUACUGUACAUAGAUCAUGAGGCUUUAUAUUUUAGUACGAUGGAUUUUGUCUCUUGGAAUGUUACUGCUAGUGUCACAGGCUAGGAGGUCUAACCUGGUCAUAACGUAUGAUGUCUAAAAAUAGAAUCGGUGGAAAUAAAAAGGAUGUUCAGAUUCUACGUCACAACCAAAAGACACAACAGACACACACAAAACAUGAAAAAUAAUGUUUGUCUCUUUAUUGUCUUCAUCAUCACCACAUGGGAAACACCAAUUCAACACAUGACACUUUGCUCACACUCACAGAAAACUAGCAAACAAUACCAAAACCUGCGCCAGAUGUUCAAAAAAAUAUGAGAAUGCGAUGUCAGCAAAAAUUACUGUUCAGCUUAAAGAUACCAUGAAAAUUUUACACUAUAAAGAUUGAGGGAACGGUGUAUUAAAAUGAGCCAAUGUAUAUGAAAUUUAGCAAGAGAAUUAUAUUUGUAAGGUUUGCUAAAAAAUAUGAAUUCAACUGUUAACUUUGCCUACACAAGUAAAAACAACCAAAGAAAGGGCUAUGUGUACUGAUAAUCUGAACUUUUUUCACCUGCGCAGUCUAUUUGAAGACACCAUACAUUAGGAUAUCUGACUUCCUCGCCUGUGACACCGCCAAAUUUACUGUACAGUGUAGAUCAUCUAGAUCAUCAAAUAACGUACUGUGCCGGUAAAGAAAUAUGAUAGAAAUCCACAUUAUUGCCUGGCACACUAUUCUAUGCAACUGACAAAGGAUAUAUUGGAUUGCUGAAUUCUUCUUUCGUAAUUUCAAAUAUUUCAUAAAAAAUAUAUUGAAUAUGAUACAAUCAUAUUUCAUUGUGAUUGUCGUGUAAUAGGGUUCAUUGUUCGUAUUUCUAGACAGGUGCGUUUGUGUUCUGUAUUUUUCUUGUUGUUGUUUUAUAUUUGUGGUGAAUUUGAAUUACAUCAUAAAUACAUCUUACAUUGUACUAUCCAACUGCAUUACAGCAUAAAAGCAAAUCUCUUUUAAUAUUAAUUGUAGCUUAAUUGCUGUGGGAUUUUACAGUGUACAUUUAGCUUCAUUGCUUUAGUUCUGCCAGUCUUGAGAACACUUCUAUAUUGUGUCAGAGUCUCAAAUACAGAUAUUGUAAAAGUAUGAGCAAACUCACGAAACUACAUUUCUCUUGAUUUGCAAAUUGCAUUGCCUCAGCAAUGAAAAUUUUUUAGUGAACUAUAAACAAAAAUUCCCCAUCGAAAAGGAAAAUCAAUUUGUUAGUGGAGUAAGGUUCAGGGCAGUGUUUCACAAAGUUUUUUCAGUGGUUUCACUGACCUAUUUUCUCUGAGCCAUUCAAUUGCAAGGAUUUGUAGUAGCUUAUAACAAUAGUCGGCGCAAAUCACUGACAACUUUUCAUGCGAUAUUCCCCACGUUCAUGUAAUGGCAACGUUGGAUCUAAUAGAGCAGGUGUUUUUCAGGGUUAUGUCUCCAUAUAUUGAUCAAGUGACAAUGAAAACUCGGUCAUCUAUAGAGGCUGGUAUGGAUGCAUCUCUAUUUCUGUCAAGCUAUGGUAAUGAUCAGAGGUCAAAUUCACAGGAAAAAGAUAAGCAAUAUGGAGCAUUUUCAUGAAAUGAAUUGUCUGUGAGUUUUCACUGACAACUGUUAUAAGCUACUGAAAUCCUUGCAUCUGAUUGGCUGAGAACAAUUUAGUCUCUGAAAACCACUGACAAAGAUGCUUCAUGAAACCUUUAUAUAGUGAUGUUUAAGCAAUGAGAAUUUGAACAGCUCAACACACUAUUCAAAGAGGUUGUAAUGUACUUGAUGGUAUCCAUUCUCAAGGUCACAGUAAAGAUAGAGGAGGGGAUCAUUUUGUAAAGCUGUUGUAUGUUAGGCACAGUUUUAUGCAUAAGCGAGGGUUAUUUCUUUUGCUAAAUGUGAAUACAUCACAAAAUUUUCCUGUUUUGAUAAAAUAAGAGUGUGUUCGUGAACCCUAAUCAAUCUUGAAAAUAUUGAAUCUUCCAUGCUUGUAUAAAAUAAGACUUUUAAUCCACUAAAAAUCACAUUUCAGGCUUUUCAACUCUAUCUGAUGAGAAUCAAUCCAUUAAAAUGCACCCAAGAAAGUGUCACAUGUCAUGUGUACAUGUAACUUAUGAACACCCUUGUGAAACACCACAAAGUUAUUAAAAGUAGAUUGUAAUAAUCUCAAUAUCAUUAGAUCAUUGGUUUGAUUUUAUUUGAAAUCAUCACUCUCUUCAGUUCAAAUGGUUUUAUGAAUUGAGAAUGUAGAAAAGUGAAAGCUAUUUAACAAAAUACGAAUGAUUCGUUGUGACAUAUCAUAUCACGCAAAGAUUGACAGUGGUACAGGGUGUUCUAAAAAUAGAUUGUGUCCCCAAAAAAGUAGAAAAUUUGAUUUUAAGUACUUUGCUUGUUUUGAACUUCUCUUCUUUGUGUUACUUCACCUUUAAUAGUAAUUUCUCUUAGAAAUGUUUUAAGCAUUGAUACAAAUAAAAAUCAAGCUUUUGAAUUUAAAGGCAAAGUACUUAAAACCAACCGUUCCACUUUUUUUCUGAGACACCCUUGCAUUUCAUGUUUCCUUACUGAUCCAGGGCCAUUUACACAUAGCUAAUCAAUCGAUAGGAUGACUGAUUUUUAUGAUUGAUUGCAAUUAUCAUUUUGUGCAAUUAGUCAUACAAAUCAACAGCAUGAUCACUUGCUAAGCUUUGUGUCAAAGGGGCUCUAAUCAAUAUUGCACUUUCCAAGAAGUGGUGGUAUGGGGAUGACUGCAACAAUUAUGAUUUUGAAAAUGAUUCUUCUGCUGAAAGGGCUUGUGACCAGAAUGAGUGUUUCAUGAUGCGAUGGCCUUUUUUUUUAAUUUGAUUGUUUAUUUUGAUAUGAAAAAAAUGUUGAUUUUGAAAGAAGGAAAUGUUAAACUUUAUACUGUCUUCAUUAGUUUGUUGAAAUUAGUUAAGUGUAAGCACUAAAUGUUGUCUUAAAUCAUUGUGGGCUCCCUUUUUUUCAGUGGCAUGUACUCUACUCAAUUUGACAGUGUGUUCACACCUAGGCUCUUUUGCAUAAAAUUCACUAUAUGUCCAGCAUCCAACGGAAUCCUUGAUUUUGAUUGGGUGUUAAUCAUUGUUGGGGUAGUUACCAAAUGUUGGGGGAAUAAAAUAACCUUUAUGCAUCAUGUCCCUGGGGCCUGUUUCAUAAAGACUUUUGACUAACGUAACUUUGCCAUUAUUGUAUCGAUGAUUGAAACCUAGGUGGUGAUUGGCUGCUGAGACUUGCUACCAUUUUAGUGACAAAGCUACUAUAGUCGUAACUCUAUAAAACAGGCUCUGGGACCAGUGAGAAACCAUCAAGCCAAAUAUAGUAAAAUAUAUAUGUCUUGCCUUAGUUCAGGCUCAUACUGAUAUUUUAUUUCACUUGACAUAAUACAGAGAGCCAAUGCUUUGCAUUCACUCUGCAAAUAUUUCUGUUACCUUUGAAAUUCUUGAAGUAAGUCUCCAUGAUUUGGAAAGGGAUAUUUCAAUGUACUCUGCUUUCAAACUGGAACAAUAUCUGAUGUUUUCUGGUAAGUGAAGUAUACCUGGGGCCCUGUUGCAGAACAAGUUGCGUUUAAAUGUAAUUGCAAAAUUAAGCCCAAGUCCAUAACACAUGCAUUUCAUCGGUUGAAAAUCAAGUUGCGUUUGAUUUUAACUCUUUCUGUAACAGACCCCUGAUUAGACAAUAGUAGGGAUGGUGUUUCACAAAGAUUUAAUUGUUGACUUUAAUAAAACAAAUCAUACUUCAAUUCCCAGGUGUGUGUGUUAUAUAAUGCAUCAAAGCAUUAAUCAUAUCACUCUCAUUGGGUGGGAUAUUACUCUUUGUGAUAUACCCCCUACGAAUUUUUCUUUUUACCAUGCAUAUGUGACACUGGGGAAAAAUUACACAAUGGCUCAGGUCGAAUUCGUACCGAAGUGCCCUCCAGAGCCCUGGAAACGUAAUAAGAAUCUCCUUUAAUUCCAACAGGAUCUAGGAUAAUCUGUAAUACAAUGUAGCAAAAUUGGGCUGGCGAGCUCAACAUUAAAAAUGAAAUAUUGAAAUAAUUUGUUUUUCCCUGAUGCAAACACUUUUUUUUUAAUGAUUAAUGUUAUCUGGGAUAAAUGUUAGUGGAUCAGGACAUGCACAUUGAAUAUUAACAGUUAUUAUUGAAUAUACUCUUUAUUUCUAAGUCGUCUCAUGCCAAAGGUUAGAGUUAUAUUUAUAUAGAACAACUAUAUCCAUAGAAAUAACUAACAAGCCUUCAAGGGUAUAUGAUUUGCAGUGGGGAGAAGCUAUAUGUUUUCUAAUCAAAGUAUGACAGAUCUGUUGAAAUAAUUUUAUUUUAUAGAGAUAAAGAUAUUUAUACAUAUAUUAUUGAAGAAAUGUGUGCACUUAACGUAGCUCAAAUUUCAAGCAACUGCAUAUUCUUUGUGGAUUGUUUUACUAUUUCAUACAGUUAAGAGGCUUGUUGGACUCUGAAUUUACCUAUCAAAAAGUGUAUGUUGCGCAGUGACCACCUAACUUAAUAAAUCCACAAUAAGUUGACAAGCAUGACCCUUUCUUGUGCUAGAUCAGGGGCCCGUUUCAUAAAGGACUUACAACUGGUGUAACUUUGCCAUUAUGGCAACUACCAUGGAAACCUUGAUUGUGAUUGGCUGCUGAGCCAUGUUACCAUGGUAGUUGCCACAAUGGCAAAGUUACAAAAGUUGCAAGUCCUUUAUGAAACAGGCCCCAGAUUUGCAAUAAUUGCAUUUCUAUGAAAUCCAAUUUUCCCUGAAAAAAUUAUGGUAUUGUUAACAAGCAUGUGAAUGCAAAGUUUGAUAUUUGAUGAGAAUUAUAGAUGGUUCUCUUUCAUUCUGUUGAAACAGGAAAUUUAGCAUAAGAAAGAGUCACCUUUUCGUAAACUUGUCUGUAACUUAAUAAGAGCUUUAAGAAAUAGGACCUUUUCACAAACAAAUAAUUGCAGAAGGAGGUUACCACUGAAAUUUAAAAAGUAGGGAUUACACAUACUCUCAUGCGAUGCAUAAAUCUAGACCAAAAUGUUGCUGGAUGAUCUUCAAUCUUUCAUACUGAUAUGUAAAUAGAAUGACAAUUAUUGCAAUAAAGUCAUUUCAUUUUUAAAUGGUGUCAUCAGGGAUGUUGUUACCCCUUCUUUAAACUAUUUUUGUAUAAAUUAUUUUGAACUCUUGUUACAAAUGCUAGAGAGAUAUAUAUUAAGAAAAUGAGUAUAUGUACAUAAUCAUAUAGUUAUCUUCCUUAUCUCUGUGAUAUAUAUAUAUAUCCAAAUGUGUAAAAUAGGAGACUUGCAUUGCCUGUCUUUGUACAUAAAAACCAAUAUAUAUAUAUGACAUCUUCUUUCAUUUGUGAAAUAUGAAUGUAUCAUACUCAAUUGAACUGUCAUGAAUGCUGUGUAUUUGUUUAACAUUUUUGCCUAGAAAGAAAUAAAAUGAGCUUGACUUGAAA